CUAAAGUGUACAAUAUUAAUUUGUAUCAACAAAAAAUAUUUCAGUGACUGUCAGAAUAUUAUUUGUUAACAGAAUAGUGAAGCAGAGAAAAACAAAUGUAUCAGAAAAAAGUAAUUAAUAAAAUACCAGGUAAUCUGCCAUCCCCUUCAAAAAGAGAAAAACAAGGUUACAUUGAAGACUUAGCAAAGAAACAAAAAUUUGAAUUGGAAGAAUUGUUAGAAAGACAAAAUAAAAUUCUUAGUAAUAAAACAUUCAUAUUAAAACUUCCAGAUAAAGGAGAAAAAAUUAGAGCUUUUCGUGAUAAGAUAUUAAAAGAACUGGAACAUAAGAAUGAAAUUCAAGAAGCAGCUAAUCUUUUAUCAAGAUUAAAUUUAGCAUCUGAAGGUAAAGCUGCUAUGAAUGAAUUAGAAUGGACAGGCAAAUAUAAUGAAUCAAGAAAUGAUAUAAAAGUUGAACUUGAUAGUGAUGAUGAAGAAGAUCCUUUGAAAAUAUUGGCACAACCUACAGGAUCUGGGAUUCAUAAAAAGAAAGUUGUACAUUUACCACCAGAAGAAAGCUUAAUUAAGGCAGAAGAUUUAGCAGAAAUAGAAUCUUUUAAAAUAGAACCUACUGAACAUAUUACAUAUAUUCUCAACAAAAUAGAAAAACCUUCAGAGGAGAAAACUGUAACAAAAAAACCAUUUAAGCCAUAUAAAACAACUAAAUCCAAUGUACAUGAUCCAGAAAAAGAAAAACAAAGAAAACAGAAUAAACAUUGGGAAGUUACAGCAGCAACACCUCCACUUAUAGUUCAUGGUGCAACAAAAAUUAUAAAUUUAAAUGAAUCCCUGAAGUUACAAAAGGAACAGGCUGAGAUUCUUCAGGAGGUUCGAACAAAACACGCAGCGGAAAGAUUAGCUGAACAACUCGGUUUACACAACAUUGGUCCCACACCCGAAAAUGUAGGUAACUAUCGUCUACAGGAUGAAAAAGGAUCAGAUUCUUCUACUUCAGAAGAUGAAGAAAACGAAGUACAUGAUGAGGAAGAUAAUGAUAAAGGGGGAACUGUUGUUUUUACAGUAGACAGUAUAGAAAGUUAA
This is a messenger RNA of Habropoda laboriosa, 1079 nucleotides long. RefSeq names its product DNA-directed RNA polymerase II subunit GRINL1A (gene Polr2M). The record is from RefSeq and is a predicted model, not a curated record. Gene Ontology annotation, molecular function: transcription elongation factor activity. Gene Ontology annotation, cellular component: nucleus. Bases 96 to 1079 code for a protein of 327 amino acids. Gene Ontology annotation, biological process: transcription elongation by RNA polymerase II. Lineage: Eukaryota; Metazoa; Arthropoda; Insecta; Hymenoptera; Apidae. The transcript is spliced from 5 exons.